AUGCUCUUGCAUUCCUUUUUCCAUCUCAGCCUUCUGCUGGGAACGGCGGGCUUUGGCCAUGCCGCCCUUGAUGGAGCCCGUUAUAUUUGGUUCGAUAAGCCAGGCUCCGACUGGGAAACCAGUGCGCAGCUGAUCGGAAACGGAAGAAUGGGGUCCGCAAUCUUUGGCGGCGGUGAUGAGAUCAUUACACUCAGCGAGCAGUCCAUCUGGGACGGUCCGAUUCAGCAUCGCAUCCCUCCAAAUGGCCGGCAGUAUGAGUCAAAGGUCCGCGAGGACCUUCUUGAGGGCAAUAUCACCGAGGGCGGUGAUCUCUGUCUUCAGGAAAUGACACCUGCCCAACCCUCGGAACGACAGUUCAGCUACUUCGGCAACCUACACCUCGAUUUUGACCAUCCCAAUGACCUGGCCAACUAUACCCGGUGGCUGGAUACCAAGCAUGGAAACGUUGGCGUCUCCUACACGUAUAACGGAGUCAGUUACACUCGCGAGUAUAUCGCCAACUUCCCUACAAAUGUUAUUGCGGCGCGUAUCACUGCUAGCAAGAAGGGUGCGUUGAACUUCAACGCCUACUUCACUCGCACGAGAUAUAUUCAGACCAACAACGCUUCGACCGCUAACGGGACGAAUACUAUCACGAUGAGGGCCUCCAGUGGACAACCAGCCGAGCAACAUCCAUUCGAGUUCACUGGUCAAGCGCGGUUUGUAGCAGAUGGAGCGAAGUUCACUUCUUCUGAUUCGAAUCUGACCAUUGCGGGAGCGACUACUGUGGAUAUUUUCUUUGACACUGAGACAAACUAUGAGUAUCACACCCGCGAAGAGUGGGAAGGGAUAAUGAACAAGCGUCUUGAUACAGCGAUGAAGAAGGGCUUCAUGAAUCUGAAGAAGGAGGCGAUCGACGACUUCAUGGCCCUGAGCAAUCGUGCCGAGCUGGAUCUGGGCAAAUCUCCCAAUGGCCUGGCUGAGCUCCCUCUUGACCAGCGCGUCAACAGGGCCCGCACUAGCCUUGAUGAUCUUGAGCUUGUUACUCUAACGUGGAACUACGGGCGGCAUCUGCUAAUUAGCUCCUCACGCAACACACCGGAUGUCGUUGACAUGCCCCCGAACCUGAUUGGAGUCUGGAACAACGACACUUUCGCAGCGUGGGGCGGAAAGUUCACCAUCGACAUCAACAUCGAAAUGAACAUGUGGCCAGUUGAUCCUACCAACCUUGGUGAGCUAGGAGAGCCAUUGUUUGAGCUCAUGAACGUGGCCAAACCCAGAGGUCAAAAGAUGGCUGAGGGCCUAUACGGCUGCCCGGGCACUGUCUUCCACCACAAUCUCGACAUUUGGGGCGACCCAGCUCCGACAGAUAACUAUACCGCGGCUACUAUGUGGCCGAUGGGAGCUGCUUGGCUCGUCCAGCACAUGAUUGACCAUUACCGCUUCAGUGGAGACAAGGAUUUUCUCCGAGAAAAAGCGUAUCCGUUCCUGGUUGACGUCGCCACAUUUUACCAGUGCUACGCAUUCCUCUGGGAAGGCAACCUGGUGACUGGCCCAUCACUCUCGCCCGAGAAUGGAUUCUAUUUGCUCAAUAACCAAAGCGAGGUGGGUCAAUGGGCUGCAAUGGACAUAGCCCCAGAGAUGGACAACCAGCUCAUGCGCGACGUGAUGAAGGGCGUUCUUGAGGGCGCCGAGGCGCUCGGGAUUCCGGGAGACGACAAGGCUGUCAAAGCAGCUAAAAAGUUCCUGCCGCUCAUCCGCGAACCUCGCAUUGGCUCCUACGGCCAGCUUCUCGAGUGGCGGUACGAGUACAACGAGACAACACCAGGCAUGAGGCACCUAUCCCCUCUGUACGGUCUGCAUCCUUCCAACCAAUUCGAGCCGCUGGAGAACAACACUAUCUUCAACGCAGCCAAGGUCCUUCUCGAUCGACGUGUCCAGUAUGGAUCUGGCAGCACGGGCUGGAGCCGCACCUGGCUGGCCUGUCAGUACGCCCGCGCUCUCUCGGGUAGCGACGUGUGGUUCCAUGUGAAGAAGUGGUACGAGACGUACCCGACCACCGCGCUAUGGAACACAGACCACGGAGCAGUGUUUCAGAUUGAUGGAAACUUCGGCAUCACAGCUGCCCUCACGGAGAUGCUGCUCCAAAGCCAGAGCCUGGACCAUACGAUCUACCUCCUUCCUGCCCUCCCGUCGGAGGUGCCCACUGGUAGCUUCAAGGGCCUCGUGGCGCGCCAUGGCUUUGAGGUCGAUGUGGAGUGGAAGGAUGGCAAUUUUACACGUGGCACUGUUAGGUCGAAGCUCGGCAAUGAGCUCAAACUCCGCGUGCAAGAUGGUGAGUUAUUCUCGGUCAACGGGAAGAUUUACACGGGUCCGAUCAAUACGGAGGUUGGUAAAGAGUAUAUUAUCACCCCAAAUAACGGCAACCGCAAACAGUUAUCCUGA
This is a messenger RNA of Penicillium riverlandense, 2424 nucleotides long. RefSeq names its product glycoside hydrolase family 95 protein. The transcript has 3 exons. The record is from RefSeq and is a predicted model, not a curated record. Gene Ontology annotation, biological process: carbohydrate metabolic process. Lineage: Eukaryota; Fungi; Ascomycota; Eurotiomycetes; Eurotiales; Aspergillaceae. The coding region runs from base 1 to 2424 and encodes 807 amino acids. Gene Ontology annotation, molecular function: alpha-L-fucosidase activity.